This is a messenger RNA of Globicephala melas (long-finned pilot whale), 4063 nucleotides long. It is a transcript of the gene PFKFB4, whose product is annotated as 6-phosphofructo-2-kinase/fructose-2,6-biphosphatase 4. The record is from RefSeq and is a predicted model, not a curated record. NCBI's taxonomy places the organism in Eukaryota, Metazoa, Chordata, Mammalia, Artiodactyla, Delphinidae. Gene Ontology annotation, cellular component: cytosol. Gene Ontology annotation, molecular function: fructose-2,6-bisphosphate 2-phosphatase activity; ATP binding; 6-phosphofructo-2-kinase activity. Gene Ontology annotation, biological process: fructose 2,6-bisphosphate metabolic process; fructose metabolic process.
CAGCACUGUGUCCUUGGCUGCGGUGGGUGGUAGGUGGGGUCCACUCGGCUGCCUCCUGUGGCUCCUCAAGGUGGUGGCUGAGGGACCACCUCCGCGGGCAGAGAUUGUCUGUCCUUUUUUGUUUCUUUCCUCGGGGUGGAAAUCAUGGCCCAGGGGUGACUUGCAGAACCGUAGCUGCUUUAUCUGGAGCUCUUGGGUGGUCUGUAUUUUGAGAAGGGGAAGGGGUGCCCAGACCCUGCCUACUAACAGCUAGCAGUAACCAGUGCUUGUGAGCCCCGCCCGCCUCCCUCUGGAACAGGUAUCUGUGGGACUGAGUGCUGGGUGGGGACAGCAGCCAGCCACCGGCAAGCUCUUUCCGUAAAGGCUCAGGUGGUAGAUAUUUUAGGCUUUGGGGGCAUACAGUCUCUGUUGCAGCUACUUAACUUUGCCAUUUAGUACUAAAGGAACAUAGAUGAUACGUAAAUAAAUAAGCAUGAUUGUGUUCCCAUAAAACUGUAUUUACAAAACCAGGCUGAGUUUGACUUGCUGGCCAUAGUUUGCCAACUCCUGUAUUAUAGCAGAAAUGGGGGCAGUGGUUAAGUAAAUAACACUUAAGUAAUUAAGUUAACGCUUAAGUUAACUUUAAUAACUGAAUAAAGUAUUACACAGUCCUUAUAAAUCAUGCUGAAGAGACAUGGGAAAGUGUAUGUUAUGUAGCAUUAAGUGAAAAGGGUGGAAAUAUGAACUUGUACUUGGGUUGUUUAUAAUUACGUAUGAAUAUAUAGUUACGAACGAAAGAAGUCAAGUGACUGCUGGGGGGAUGUUUUCUGGGAUGUUUGAGGGACAGUCCCUGGACUGAGUCCCCUCAGCGAUGCUGGCGCUGAUCCGGUGCUGCUGCCCCGGCCUCUGUGGUUCUCCUGGUCUCCCCCCAGCAUGGCAUUGCUCCUUGUGGCUCUGUUCUCCACGCUGCAGGGCUGCACUGGUCCAAAGCAGGGAAAGCGGUGGAGUUGGGCUUAUUGGCUGCUGCCACCAGCACCAUCCUCCUGUGCUUCUUGUCUCGUCCACCUGCUGCCUGGUGUGGGACAUGGCAACCACUCGGCACACACACAUGACCCGGGCUGGGUUCUUGGGGGAGGGUUCGCUGGGGGAAGGAAAGGCCAGGCCCAUGGAUGGCUGACCAGGAAGACUGGAGGGGAAGCGCGUUUGCCAACUACUCCCAGGUCAAUCCUGGAAAAACUGUCUCUUGUUCACCUUACAGAUAGUACGUUGAGAGCUCAUAGGUAGGCAAGAGGGGCCCGGGGGACAUAGAGCAGCGAUGAAGGUCCCGAUGUGGUAGGACUGACCCCUCGCUUUGAAUGUCACCUUUUGGGAGCAUGAUGAGUGUGGAGCACCUCUCACGGGGUUUGUCUGUAUGUCAUGCGUGUCGUGUUGCUCCCACCUCACCCCCAUCACUCGCGUACCAGCUGGCAGUCCUGUGUGUUGUGGUCUCAAGCCUGGUGGGGUCAGAGAUGCAAGGCUCUGAGGAUGGUUCCUGGAGCUGGCAGGGCGUGGCCUCAAGGACCCCGGUCACACUCACAGGCUUCUCUCUACCCUCUCUGGAAAGGGAUCUGUCCUACAUCAAGAUCAUGGACGUGGGGCAGAGCUACAUCGUGAACCGCGUGGCUGACCACAUCCAGAGCCGCAUUGUGUAUUACCUCAUGAACAUCCACGUGACGCCCCGCUCCAUCUACCUCUGCCGGCACGGGGAAAGCGAGCUCAACCUCAAGGGCCGGAUUGGCGGGGACCCAGGACUGUCCGCCCGGGGCAGGGAGUUUGCCAGGAGUCUGGCCCAGUUCAUCAGGGAUCAGAACAUCAAGGACCUAAAGGUUUGGACAAGCCAGAUGAAGAGGACAAUCCAGACGGCUGAGGCCCUGGGUGUGCCUUAUGAGCAGUGGAAAGUUCUCAACGAGAUUGAUGCGGGCGUCUGUGAGGAAAUGACUUACGAGGAAAUUCAGGAUCAUUAUCCACUGGAAUUUGCCCUGCGAGACCAGGACAAGUACCGGUACCGGUACCCCAAGGGGGAGUCCUAUGAGGACCUGGUCCAGCGACUCGAGCCUGUCAUCAUGGAGCUGGAGCGGCAAGAGAACGUGCUGGUCAUCUGCCACCAGGCUGUGAUGCGCUGCCUCCUGGCCUACUUCCUUGACAAGGCAGCAGAACAGCUGCCUUACCUCAAGUGUCCGCUGCACACGGUCCUGAAGCUGACCCCCGUGGCUUAUGGUUGUAAAGUGGAGUCCAUAUUCCUGAAUGUGGCGGCUGUGAACACGCACCGAGACAGGCCUCAGGUAGCAGCCGGGUCACUGCUGGGGUGGUGGGCACGUUCCUGGGGGUCCAGACACAGCAACCACCAGGGCCAGGCCCAGCUGGGGCAUCUACUGAGUGAGCUUGAGUUCUCUGUCAGGGUGACGCUGUGGCCAGAACAGAGGCUAGAGGCCUACAGGGGGCAGGCGCUUCCAUGUCCCACCAGCCCAGGCCUCAUGAGCACCUGUCCAACCUGAGCACCUUUAAAAAGUAAAAAUGAAAAAUGUCCUGCUUUGUUGCGGAAAGGGCCAUGCAGAGGCUGAGGGUGUCUCGGUGCUGCGUAGAGACCUUCCUGCGGAAGGACACGUCUCUGUUCUGUGUUCCCCCAGCGUUAAAGAUAGAAGCUCCUUGAAGUGUUGCCCAGAAGCACUUCAUGCCCGUGUGGGAUCCUUCUGCCAUCUUGGUUUCCUCUCCCACUGAGGCCAAGAGCAGGACCGCCCCUCUGGGCCCCAUUCCCAGAGUCUGUUGCACCAGGAAGGCUCCUGGGACCUUAGUCAUGCCUGCUGCCACCCACAAUGGGACGUGUUGGGCCUUGGGUCCCUGCCCAGGGUGCAGGCCUUGGGCCCCACAGGCUGAGGUGUGUGGAUGUGUCCUCCUGUUUCCUAAGGCUGCUUCCCCUCACCAGAACCAGUCAUUGUGUAAACCUCUUCCCUGUUUGCCCUGAGAGUCCGAUGAAGGCCCAGUCUGGCACACACAGGUCUCAGGGGUAGAUGUCCCAACAGGCCCCUCGUACUGAGGAAAGCUCAGAAGGUGUUGGGCCCCCAGCACUGAUGGGGUGAUGGUGAAAGAGGCCCCUGGACCCAGCAAGCAUCAGGGGCUGGUGCCCCGGUCCAUUUGCAGGAGCCAACAUGGCCAUGGGGUAGUUGGCAGGCACCCUGCCUGCCUCUGGGUAGGCACUUCUGAGAGGCAAACUUCUGUUGGCCACAGGUUCCGGGAUGGUUCCUUUUAAGGUGGGCAGGAUCUCCAGGUCCUGGCCCAUCCUUGGGGACAGGUUGUGGUGAGAAAGGGGCCCUUGGGAAGCCUGCCCCCAGUGAGAAUUGCACCUGCCCCUACAAUUCCAGUGGCCAGCCCUGUGAACUCAGGAGUGUGGCCAUAGCGGACAUGAUUCCCUCCCUGCAGAUCUGGGCUCUGUCCCAGUUCUGAGGCAGGGGAGGGGUGCUGUUCAGGAGGUGCAGGGGGCCUGGUGCCCCAGCUCUCAGACACAGGAGGUGUCCGCAGCCUGCCGGGGCCAUAUCUGACACCUGUGCACCGACACACCGACAUAGCAGGGAGGAGGGCACCCUCGGGAGCUGGUCCCCUUCCCAGCCAGCUCUUUCUCCCCACCUGACCCAGACCUGAGGCGGGAGGCGGGGAUGGCCUCACUCUGGGUAAUGCCUGACCUGCCUGCAAGGAGCAAGCAGGAACCGGAGGUGUCCUCCAUCCCUCACCUUUUUUCUGGUGUUUGUCACCCACCACGUGUCAAGAGGCUCUUGACGCCUGGCUCUUAGGAAAGGUCGGGGUCUAAGUCCUGUGACCGGGGCUCCUCGGGGUGAGGAUGUGAGUCCAGCGGCUAUAGCGAUGAGCAAAGCGGGUAGUGGUGACUGUCUGUCCUUGGCAAAUGGUCAGCGUUCUGUGUGUUUAAUUUUGUGCAGAAUGUAGACAUCUCUCGGCCUCCGGAGGAAGCCCUUGUCACGGUCCCUGCUCACCAGUGACCGUGUGUCGUCCACUGCAACCCCCGGGCAGGUGUUGAUCUCUGUGGACGAGGUCA